This is a messenger RNA of Mustela lutreola (European mink), 1316 nucleotides long. It is a transcript of the gene BCL2A1, whose product is annotated as BCL2 related protein A1. Gene Ontology annotation, molecular function: protein heterodimerization activity; protein homodimerization activity; channel activity. The record is from RefSeq and is a predicted model, not a curated record. The transcript has 3 exons. Gene Ontology annotation, biological process: negative regulation of apoptotic process; intrinsic apoptotic signaling pathway in response to DNA damage; release of cytochrome c from mitochondria. The coding region runs from base 675 to 1199 and encodes 174 amino acids. NCBI's taxonomy places the organism in Eukaryota, Metazoa, Chordata, Mammalia, Carnivora, Mustelidae. Gene Ontology annotation, cellular component: mitochondrial outer membrane.
CCUCUUGCUUCUUUGGUAGAAGCUUCUAGACAAGAAGGGACAGUCAGGCCACGGGUGCUGGUGCGGUGAGGACACAGUUAGGAAGUCACCUGUCAUCUGCCGCCACCCAUCAGUCCCAGGCCCAGAGGAGAGGAGUGUGAGCCAGGUGUACCUGCAGCUGCCCAGCAUCGUGGUGGGCCCACAAACCCGGCCCAUGGCCUCCAAGGGGCUCCAGGAGGGGCCCCCAUAUUGGAAGUUAAGCCCCAGGAGCCGCCUCUCAUCAUUCUACCCACAGGUCUUUGCCUCUAAGAAGGCACGGUGUCUCCUAGACAGAGAGUUCUCCAGGGGCAGACAUUCGUAUCUUGAGCACCUGACACAGGCCAAGUACAGGUUCCAGACCCCACACGCUCCGGGCGACGCCCUCAGCCUGCAUCAGCACGGAGCCCGCACUUCAUCCAGAAUUCCCCGUGUGCACAGAGCAGCUCAGGGGGAUGAGGAAGCGUGCAUAGGCCGGGCCCAGCCCACGCCCGAGAGUGACGAGGAGGAAGGAGCCGUCCGGUGAUGCACACAGAAAUUCCACCGGCUUCCACGCAUCGCCGUGAGUCACAUCCCCAGCCCGGCCGGGACCGGCCUCAUUUGGCCUUGGCCGCUCCCGGGAGAGCGCACAGCAGACGGGCCUGCGGGGCGGGCGGAAGAUGACAGACAGUGAGUUCGGGUACACGCUGUCGCUGGCCCAGGACUACGUGAGGCAUGUCCUGCAGAUCCCGCAGCCCAGCCCGGCCGCCAGCAGAGUGUCCCGGGUCCUGCGGGACGUGGCCUCCUCCGUGCAGGGGGAGGUGGAACAGAACUUGAGACCAUGCUUGGACAGCUUUGAUGUGGGGUCCAUCGACACUGCCAGAACCAUCUUCAAUCAAGUCAUGGAAAAGGAAUUUGAAGACGGCAUCAUUAACUGGGGGAGGAUUGUGACCGUGUUUGCCUUUGAAGGCAUUCUCUCCAAGAAGCUCCUCCGGGAGCGAAUUUCCCCGGACGUGGAUGCUUCCAGGGUUUCUUACUUUGUGGCAGAGUUCAUCACGACAAACAUGAGGGAGUGGAUAAGACAGAACGGAGGCUGGGAGGAUGGCUUUGUAAAGAAGUUCGAGCCCAAGUCCGGCUGGCUGACCUUUCUGGAAGUUAUAGGAAAGAUCUGUGAAAUGUUCUCUCUCCUGAAGCAAUACUACUGACCGGCCCACAGGGACACUCCCCAUUGUGAAACGCGCCCAGUUUUCUUGACUUCUACAAAAAGUGUUGCCAACACUUACUUCUAUUUCUAAAUAAACAAAUUUGGUUAUGUAACUUGA